Messenger RNA from Rangifer tarandus platyrhynchus (Svalbard reindeer), 591 nucleotides. NCBI's taxonomy places the organism in Eukaryota, Metazoa, Chordata, Mammalia, Artiodactyla, Cervidae. The record is from the annotation of a GenBank genome assembly.
AUGGACAGCUUCCUCCUGGCCGUGAUGGCCAUUGAUCGGUUCAUGGCCAUUGUCCACCCUCUGCGCUACUUGACCAUCAUGAGUCCCCGUGUGUGUGGGCUGCUGGUAGUGGGGUCAUGGCUGAUCACCAACCUCCAGUCCAUUGUCCACACCAGCCUCAUGGCUCAGCUGACCUUCUGCGCUGGCUCUGAAAUCCCCCACUUCUUCUGUGACCUCAUGCCCCUGCUGAAGCUCUCCUGCUCAGACACACACACCAAUGAGCUGGUGAUCUUUGCUUUCGGCAUCAUCAUGGGCAUCAGCCCUCUCACAUGCAUCCUCCUCUCUCAUAUCUGCAUAUUCUGGGCGGUCUUCAGGAUCCCUUCUGCUCAGGGCAAAUGGAAAGCCUUCUCCACUUGUGGCUCACACCUCACUGUGGUGACUCUAUUCUAUGGCACCAUCUUUGCCGUGUACCUGCAGCCAGCAUCUCCCACCUCCUCGCAGAAGGACAAGGCGGCUGCCUUGAUGUGUGGGGUGGUCAUCCCCAUGUUGAACCCCUUUAUUUACAGCCUAGGGAACAAGGACAUGAAGACAGCUCUGAGGAAACUGGUCUGA